Messenger RNA from Medicago truncatula (barrel medic), 1283 nucleotides. RefSeq names its product expansin-A13. Lineage: Eukaryota; Viridiplantae; Streptophyta; Magnoliopsida; Fabales; Fabaceae. The coding region runs from base 159 to 959 and encodes 266 amino acids. Gene Ontology annotation, biological process: plant-type cell wall organization. The record is from RefSeq and is a predicted model, not a curated record. Gene Ontology annotation, cellular component: extracellular region. The transcript has 2 exons.
UUACACUGCCAGUGUCCCACCCAUUGCAUUAACAAAAAAUAAAAUUAAAGUAUAACCCAUCACUUUCACUUCCACUUUCUUUCUUCAUUUUCUCACUCAUCAUUUCAUUCAUUUUCCCUCACUUUUCUUUCUUCUUCAUUUUCCUUCACACUGAGGAAAUGUUACUUACAACAUUCUUCUUUCUCUUUACACUCUCAUCAACAACCGUCACCGCUCACUACUCUUCUUCCUCUUCUGAACCACCACCUUCUCAACAAUCUUCCCCUUCUUUCACCGAAUGGCGAUCCGCACGCGCCACCUUCUACGCCCAGGUAGAUCCACGUGACACAGUCGGCGGCGCGUGUGGCUACGGAGACUUAACAAAAGCCGGUUACGGCAUGUCAACUGUUGGUCUUAGUGAAGCUUUGUUUGAACGAGGUCAGAUCUGUGGCGCGUGCUUUGAAUUACGGUGUGUGGAUGAUUUACGGUGGUGUAUUCCUGGAACUUCAAUUAUUGUUACUGCUACGAAUUUCUGUGCGCCGAAUUAUGGGUUUACGGUUGAAGGUGGUGGACAUUGUAAUCCUCCUAAUAAGCAUUUUGUUCUUCCUAUUGAUGCUUUUGAGAAGAUCGCUAUUUGGAAAGCUGGUAACAUGCCUCUUCAGUAUCGUAGGAUAAAGUGCAGAAGGGAAGGUGGAGUCCGAUUUACAGUCACCGGAUCUGGUAUCUUCAUUUCAGUGCUGAUCAGCAAUGUUGCUGGCCAUGGAGACAUUGUUGCGGUGAAGGUUAAGGGCUCAAGAACAGGUUGGCUUUCAAUGGGUCGGAAUUGGGGCCAAAACUGGCAUAUAAAUGCGUUGCUACAGAAUCAACCCCUUUCAUUUGAGGUUACGAGUAGUGAUGGGAAAACAGUCACGGCUUACAAUGUUGCGCCCAAAGAUUGGAGUUUUGGACAAACCUUUGAAGGCAAGCAAUUUGAUUAUUAAAAAGCCAAACGAAGAAAACCUAUUUCAAGGGACCAGUCUCUUUCCCUUUCCCAUUUCCAAUUUUUUUACCCCAAUAUUAUAGGUCUACUUACCGGUGGUGUUCUUUUACAUUUUUAUUAUUUUAGUUUUUUAGAAGACUUGUAGAGUAGAUAGUAAUUGAUUUGGUGGUUUGUAAGAUUGUCAAUGUGAUGGUGUAACUUUCCAUCUUUUAUCUUAGGAGUUUAUUGUAUGAAGAUAUAACCUUGUUGGUCAACAACAAAAGAGGAAUUAACACGUUGUACAUGCUUGAGGCUUUUAUUAGAACGUAUGAUCCUACUAACUUUA